Molecule: messenger RNA, 1758 nt
Organism: Spinacia oleracea (spinach)
Lineage: Eukaryota; Viridiplantae; Streptophyta; Magnoliopsida; Caryophyllales; Amaranthaceae
Exons: 7
Coding region: 113-1501 (462 amino acids)
Source: RefSeq, a predicted model, not a curated record
AUUUAGCAGAGAGCUUAUCACUAGUUAAGGACUCGUGUGACUCAAGUAGUCACCUUCCGCGUCAAGUUCUUUCUUCCAUAUCACCCAAUCAGUCGAGUAAGCUUCGGAGAAAAUGGUUGUUUCUCUCACUUCCUCUCUUCAAUCAUUGAUAUUUCUUCCAUUUUCACCUUCUUCAAACCCUAAUUUCAUCAAUCUUACUCAUCCACAAUUAACUGGAAGGAGAAGAAAAAGAGGGCGAAAAGCUCUGCAUUUGGUUAUGCAAGCUAAUUCUAGUGACGAAAUCACCCAUGAAAGUUCGCCAAAAUUAAUUACUUUUCUGGGAAAAGGAGGUUCUGGAAAGACUACUGCAGCUGUUUUUGCUGCACAGCACUAUGCAAAAGCAGGGUUUAGGACUUGCUUGGUGACACAUUCAAUGAAUCUCACUGCUGAAUACCUUCUGAAUUGUAAUAUUGGAACAACGCCGGCCAUAUGUAGCGACAACCUUUCAGCUGUUAGGUUGGAAACAACUCAAAUGCUCCUUGAUCCUCUUAUGCGGCUAAAGAAAGCUGAUGCUCGUAUUAACUUGACACAAGGAGCCCUUGAAGGGAUUGUUGGGGAAGAGCUCGGCGUACUUCCUGGAAUGGAUUCAAUAUUUUCUGCACUAGCCCUUGAAAAGUUUGUUGGAACUCUGGGAAUUAAAGCUCUGAGCACUGAUAUCAAAGACAAAUUUGAUGUAGUCAUAUAUGAUGGUAUAAGCAACGAGGAGACUUUACGAAUGAUAAGUGCUGCAAGAGGUGCAAGGCUGUAUGUUAAGUAUCUACGUAGCAUUGCUGAAAAAACUGAUUUUGGAAGGUUAGCUGGUCCGUCAGUGUUGAGAUUGGUAGAUGAGGCCAUGAAUUCGAGUGGAGGCUCCAGUUUCAAUGGGAAAUUGACUUCAGAAGUAUGGGAUUCUCUUGAGCGGGUUCUUGAGAGAGGAGCUUCGACCUAUGCAGAUCCACAAAAGUUUGGCUGCUACGUUGUAGUAGAUCCAUGUAAUCCCAUAUCUGUAAAUACUGCAUUGCAUUACUGGGGAUGUACAAUCCAAGCUGGUGCUAGUAUUUCUGGUGUACUAGGAAAUCCUUCUCGAAACUCUUGUGUGGAAUCUGUGGAAAGUGUCAAGAAUAAUUUCUUGCCUUUGACAUUUGCAUUAGUUCCAAAUCUGGCAAAAUAUUCUUCCUUGGAUUGGGAUAUGAUAAUUUCGCAUACUGAGAGUAAGAAUGCAAGAGAACUUUUUCAUCUGCCGAAUGAGAAGCCUAGCAACAUAAUGUCCCCAGUCAAGUUUGAUCCUUCGAAAAGAUGUAUCACUCUUUUCAUGCCUGGCUUUGCCAAGUCAGAGAUCAAGCUGUAUCAGUAUCGGGGUGGAUCGGAGUUGCUGGUGGAAGCCGGAGACCAGAGAAGAGUGAUCGUGCUACCUCGUGAUAUUCAAGGAAAAGUAGGAGGUGCUAAGUUUACAGACAGAAGUCUUGUAAUUACAAUAAAAUAGUGAUUCUCCCAAGGGCGGGCUGAUGAUCAAAGUAAUCAAGCUGUAUGGAACAUAUCUUUUGGCCCUUCAAAAACAACAAUUAUUUUGAUAAGUUUGACUGCUUUUGUAGAGCUGCAUUGACAGGAUCACUUGAUACAGUAUGCUUAUGCAGCGAUAUUGCAUAUGUUUUUUUGGAGUCCUGGGAGAAUAAAAGUAAUAAAGUGUUCAUAUUGGUAGAAGGGAUUCUAAUUUGGAACCUAUUAUCUCCAAUUCUCAAA